AUGGUGCUGCCUUGCUGGUGGCUGAGGGCUGCUGUGGAAGCCAUCAUCUCAACUCCUCCUGGAACACCACCUCCGAACUGGUUUGCUACUUCGAAGAUGUUAGCAAUCCCUCCCUUGUACUGGCGGCAGAAGCUGCCGCUGAUGAUGCGACGCAACACCCCUCCAACUGCAAUCGGCCGUUUUUUCUCUCCCAGCGCUGAAAGGUUGGCACUGGUGUGGAGGUUCCAAAAGAAAUCCGGAAGCUCGUCUCCGUAGUAGAAGACUUUAAAGCUGAAGUCCGCCAAGGUUUCAGUAAAAAAAUCACUCAUUCCACCAGCUUGGAGAUACGAAAAACGAAGGCCAUCAGGGCCCGGAGCACUCUGAGGGUUGGCUUUCUUUACCGUCUGCUUGAUGAACUUGAUUUCGAAUGGUUCGUCAGCUUCGGCGACGGAGUCGAUCUUGUGCGUUUUUAUACGAUCUCCCGCAGCUUUGAUGCUGGAAUCCCACGCAGUAGCAAUAUCGUCAGGAUCUUUGUUAGGGUUUAGGUUGCGAGGAUGAUCCAGCGUGUAGUUGUUGCGCGGUUAAGGUGCUGGGGAGAUUCAGGCAUGGGCAGCUUUAGUGAUGCCUCCGCUUUCGUGCGCAAGUCUUGUGGCUCUUCUUUGGCGAUUGUCUUCAGUAUCCGCAUAAUACUGAAGUCGACGAUUCUUCUCGUACAUCAUGAGCCAGGCGAUAGGUUCACUCAGAUCACCAUUUGCAAAGCGGUUAAAUCGGGAUACCCUGUUCAUCCUUUCAUCAGUCGACCCAUGGCAAUGCUGGGGUUAAGAUGAAGCAACUUUGUUGCUCCAACAAGUUGGAGUUGUCUUUCAACACGUGCUGCUUUAUAUAUUUCCGCUGCAAGAGGAGGCAUAUCUGAGGUAUCUGACUUAUGCUGAUCGAUGUGUACAGCUCCAAAUGCUUGCACGAAGAGGAUGACGACAUGUCGGAAGUGUUAGCAAAAUACUUUCGCCAGUUGCGGAUCGACGUGUUGACUGUCGAAAAAAUUGACGUUUCAAGAGUAUCUUGUCGAACCUGAUCCAGGGCACUGCUGACGUCGUUGAGGUCCCACGGUAAUAGGAGUUGCCGCCUGUCAUCAUCAUCCUCUUGCGAUGACUGCAACGACCCAGAGAGAGAUGGAGACGACGUAGCACCUGAUUCGCAACAAUGCUUGGUGCGUGGAGAGAAAAGGUCGCCGCAUGUGCCACAUGCGGCGUAACCAGGUGCUUGGCUGCUCGAGCGCAAGGAUCCAGGAGAGGACAAACUGAGUAGUAGCUCCUUUCCUCGACCUUUAUGCUGACGUUUUUAGUGUUUAGCCAGAUUCCUCGCCGUCAGGUUCGUUAUCCUUCGCUGAUGCAGAGGGGACAUGAAUACCGUACUUCCGUUGGGCAUCGUGGCGCAGGUCCAGGUGCAGGUGAAGGUGGUGCCAAAUCUUGGUUCAUGACACCACUCAUCGCCGAUGCGACUGGAGGCUCCAGUGCAAAGCGAUUCCACGUCAGUCCAUCAGUCUACCGCUGCUGCUGCUACUACCUUCCACCACGCUACUGAGCGUGCGUGGUGGAAGUGGUGAUCUCACACG
Ectocarpus sp. CCAP 1310/34 is the source of this 1591-nucleotide messenger RNA. The record is from the annotation of a GenBank genome assembly. NCBI's taxonomy places the organism in Eukaryota, Phaeophyceae, Ectocarpales, Ectocarpaceae.